UAGCGGCUGACGAGUGGACCGUAAGGCGGAAACGGGAGAAAGGCCGUAUUGUUAAAGCGGUCGGUUAGUUAGAAAGGGCGGAAGAGCCACCCGGGACCGGGUUUAGUUUGCUAGAUUAGCCAGCUGACAGUCUGCGGAGCUGAGAGCCGGACGGGGCGGUGCGGAAGUUCUGCGCAGCUAAAGUGAGGAAGGGGUCCCCGCUUCUCGUAAGAACGUAAGCCGGGGGAGGGUAGUAUGCAGGCGGUCCACGGUCUGGUAAGAAGCGCCGGUGAUGGAGCUCCGAGCGCUAGUACCGCGUCUAAAUGCGGUGCAAGAUGCGGCGAAGAGGAGCCGGAGGAGCUGAACCUGAGGGUGUCCGCUCUCCGCGAGGGUAACGGGGACGAGGACUCGGAGGCAGAGUCGUACCGAGACGGACGGACCGGUGAAGUGGACCGCGAGACCCGGGCCCGGGCUUUCGCCUGGUGCCGAGACUUUCUCUCCGGGUCGUGGAAAAGUAUCGCAGAGGCGGACUUUCAGAUCAGCAUAGUGAGUGGAGGACUCAGCAAUCUGCUCUACAAAUGUAGUUUGCCUGAUCACAUUAAGCCGGUUGGGGUGGAGCCCUCACGAGUGCUGCUCCGUAUCUAUGGAGCCAUUUUACAGGAAGUGGAAUCCUUGGUGUCUGAGAGCGUGAUGUUUGCCAUUCUAGCGGAGCGAAAGCUGGGUCCUCGUCUCUACGGCAUUUUCCCAGAGGGCCGUCUGGAGGAGUAUCUUCCUAGUAAGCGAUUGCACACGGAGCACCUGCAGGUACCAGACAUCUCCGCUGAAAUAGCCUGUAAGAUGGCACGCUUCCACCGCAUGGUCAUGCCCGUCAAUAAGGAACCAAGAUGGCUCUUUGCAACUAUCGACAAGUACAUGAAAAAAAUAAUGAAUACUACAUUUGAACGUGAGGCUCACAUCAAGAAGUUCAAGAAGCUGAUGAAGUAUGACCUUCCUGCUGAGCUAGCAAGUCUGAGAGCACUGCUGGCAGCGACUCCUUCACCCGUGGUGUUCUGUCACAAUGACGUUCAGGAAGGUGAGUGUAUAUACACUCACUCACCCUUAUGGAACAUCUUGAUGCUGGAUGGCCGAGACCGGAACUCAUCCGAUAAGCUGAUGCUCAUAGACUUUGAGUACAGCAGCUACAAUUACAGGGGUUUUGAUUUUGGGAAUCAUUUCUGUGAGUGGGUGUAUGAUUACACUCAUGAUCAGUGGCCCUUUUUUAAGGCGAACCUGGACAACUAUCCAAACAGGCAACAGCAGCUGCACUUCAUCAGAAACUACUUGUCAGAAUGUGAAGAUAAUGUACCUGAAGACCAAGCCAAGAUAGAGGAGGAUAUUAUUAUUGAGGCAAACAGGUAUGCCCUUGCUUCUCAUUUCCUUUGGGGUCUGUGGUCCAUUGUUCAAGCCAGAAUCUCCAAAAUUGAAUUUGGAUACAUGGAUUACGCCCAGCACAGGUUUGACUCCUACUUCAAGCAGAAAAAGCUCUUAGCCUAACUCCGCUCUCAGAGUAAAGCUUUCCAGAAGGAUCAUGCUCCAAUGGAGUGCCUCUGAUACCUCAUUUCUCUUAAUUCAUUUCCUUUUUUUAUUUCUGUUUUCACUUGGCAUUGAAAUAAUCUGCAAACGGUUCCAGUGUAGAAUAUGGAAAAUGAUUAGAUGAUUUCGUACUGAUCUGCAGUAUUUCAUUUCAAUACAUUUCUUUUACCUGUUUGAAGCAUAUCAUUCUAAUGAUGAUCCAAAAUGAAGCACUUGUCGUCAUGAGCAUAUGCAAAAAUGUAUUUUAAAAUAUUUUUGUAAUUCGUGUCACUGUAUUUUAUUUAUUUUAAUAGUUCUGGGCUUUUAACGAAAGCUCCACAUUCUUACAUGUUAACUGUGUGUGUGUUAAAGGUGUAUGUGAGAGGAAGGUUUGUUCUUUUAAGCUUUGUACUCGAAUUGUAUCCAUCUGUCCAAUCCUUCAGUUUAGUUUAGUAUAAACAGAAGGGUCCAAACUUGGUAUUGGUAUGUUUAUAUCCUGGUUUUAGCCGCUGUGGUAUGUCUGCUUUGCCUCUAGUCUGCAAACCAGAGGCUUUGAGAAGCACACUGUGUUAAUUGUGCUAGUUUUGUGUAGUGCAAGAAUUUGAUCAGAUGAAAAUGAGGACCAUGCACACACUUUAUAAUACUUUACCACAGUACCAAAGUCACUAGUCAUGUUCAGUUUCUUCAUCUUCUUCCUGAUUUGACUGUUACCUUAAUUUGUAUUCCUACUAAUAAGUAAUUCUUGAGAAAAAAAAAAAAUAUCCUUGCAGUUUCAUACUGGUUAGUAUACCACCAUCCAUAUGUUGACAUGAAUAGGAACAAUAUUUUAUUACUGUAUUAUCAGUAAGUCUCUGCUUAAGCAGUACUCUUUGCUCUAGCCUGCAGUAGUUCAUACUGGGCCUAAAACUGUGGAACUGAGCAAACAUCUUUGAGCUGUAGUUAGACUGAAGAUACAACUUUAACACUUUCAGGUGUACCACCACCAAAUAUCUGAAAAAGAAUUUGUUGAAAUCUAAACAUCUGAAAAAAAGAUCUGUAUGAGAAUAUGUAUCAGUAUGAAUGCUUUAAUGAAUGCUGUUUACAGUAAUUUCUCUCUAAUGCCUUCUAAAUAAUACAAAGCCUGUUUGCUUGCCUAUAUUAAUGUGUGAGAAGCAUGUGUUCAGCUAGUUUUCUAGCUCAUCUGUAGACCUAAGCCGCCAUCUUCUUAUUUAUGUUGUCAGUUUCCCAGAGAAGGAUUAACCCUGGUUUUGGACUACACAGCAUUUUUAAAUUGAAAUUAUCCAUUGAUCAGAAAAUAUAUUAUAUGACUAUACUAUAUGUCUGUAUAGCCUUAAUUUCUGUCUAGAAACUGAACAGACCAAUUCUUGAAGUGAAUGCAUACUUUUGUGUAAUUUUGUUUGUCCUUAUUUAUUGAUCUUUUCCAAUGUUCCAAAGUUAAGUAUUUUGUGAAUACCAAAUGUGAAGUCAAUUAAAUGUUGCACAACCAAAAAUUUAAAACUCAAGAUCUACAAAAUGUUAAGAUGUAUCAGUAAAGAUUUGCAAUUAUGAAUGGAAACUAAUACAAAGCAACCUAGUUUAAUAGACAAUGCUUAUUUAACAGUAUUUGGCUCUGUUAAUGCUCUUAUGAUUGGUCCCUUUUCUCAAUGACUGAAUGUCUACGUUAUCUUCACCUUCAUGAUGACACUGGCUUGAUCUGACCCCAUUAUUCAUAUCUCAAACAUACUGAGAAGGGACCAUGUGAGUAUUGGUUUGGGUCGAGUGGGUGAAGAUAUGCUUUGGAUAUUUAUUUGUGUUUAUAGUGUCUGUUUAAUAAUAUUUUGUUUUGCUGUCUGAAUGAAAUGUUUUGCCAUUUUUGUUUCUGUUUUUCAUAUAAUCCAUGUGUCUUGCCAGCAGGCAUUCAAUCCCCAAUAAAAUAGGAAAGCAAAA
Messenger RNA from Astyanax mexicanus (Mexican tetra), 3456 nucleotides. It is a transcript of the gene chkb, whose product is annotated as choline kinase beta. The record is from RefSeq and is a predicted model, not a curated record. NCBI's taxonomy places the organism in Eukaryota, Metazoa, Chordata, Actinopteri, Characiformes, Acestrorhamphidae. Gene Ontology annotation, molecular function: ethanolamine kinase activity; choline kinase activity. Gene Ontology annotation, cellular component: cytoplasm. Gene Ontology annotation, biological process: CDP-choline pathway; phosphatidylethanolamine biosynthetic process. The coding region runs from base 235 to 1512 and encodes 425 amino acids. The transcript has 12 exons.